AUGUCUCAAGAAUUCACUGAUUACGUCAAGAGCUCUUUUGGUCCAAAGGCCACUCCAAAGGCUAGAAGAAUCCUCACUUCUUUGAUCCAACACAUCCACGACUUCACCAGAGAAAACCACAUCACUGUUGACGAAUGGAUGUUUGGUGUUGACUUCAUCAACCGUAUCGGUCAAAUGUCCGAUGCAAGAAGAAAUGAAGGUAUUCUUGUUUCUGAUGUUGUUGGUUUAGAAGCUUUAGUCGACACUUUAACCCACGCAUCCGACUCUGUUGGUCACACUUCUUCUGCUAUUAUUGGUCCAUUCUACAGAGACAACUCUCCAGAAUACCCAUACGGUGGUUCCAUCAUCCAAAAGGAAGUCGGUGGUGAAAAGACCUGGGUCAGUGGUAUUGUCACCGACACCAACGGUAAGCCAUUAGCUGGUGCUAAGAUUGAAGUUUGGCACUGUGCUCCAAAUGGUUUAUACGAACAACAAGAUCCAGACCAACCAGAUUACAACUUGAGAGGUACUUUCUACGCUGAUGAACAAGGUAAAUACGCUUUCAUUGGUUUAAGACCAACUGCUUACCCAAUUCCUUACGACGGUCCAGCUGGUGACUUGUUGCAAAUGAUGGACAGACACCCAAUGAGACCAGGCCACAUCCACUGGAGAGUUUCUCACCCAGAAUUCCACACCUUGAUUACUCAAAUCUACGACCGUGACUGUAAGUACACCAAGGAUGACUCCGUCUUUGCCGUCAAGGAUGAUAUCAUUGUUGACUUCAAGAAGGUUGCUUCUGAUGACAAGGAAUUAGGUGACAAGGGUGUCCAAAACAGAUUAGACUAUGACAUUGUCUUGACUUUGGAAGAAGAAAUCCAAAAGACCAGAGCUAGUGUUGUUGCCAAGCACAAGAGCAUUGAAGAAGAAUUAGAAGCUCACCACAAGGCUAUUGCUGACAAGAUUGCUAAACUCAAGGCUUAA
Molecule: messenger RNA, 960 nt
Organism: Spathaspora passalidarum NRRL Y-27907
Lineage: Eukaryota; Fungi; Ascomycota; Pichiomycetes; Serinales; Debaryomycetaceae
Exons: 1
Coding region: 1-960 (319 amino acids)
Biological process (GO): catechol-containing compound metabolic process
Molecular function (GO): ferric iron binding; catechol 1,2-dioxygenase activity
Source: RefSeq, a predicted model, not a curated record